Messenger RNA from Cinclus cinclus, 2687 nucleotides. RefSeq names its product protein tyrosine phosphatase receptor type E (gene PTPRE). Gene Ontology annotation, biological process: protein dephosphorylation. The record is from RefSeq and is a predicted model, not a curated record. The transcript has 18 exons. Gene Ontology annotation, molecular function: protein tyrosine phosphatase activity. Lineage: Eukaryota; Metazoa; Chordata; Aves; Passeriformes; Cinclidae. Bases 771 to 2687 code for a protein of 638 amino acids.
UGAAAGGUAAAGAGACUCAGCCAUGAAACACUGUGAACAGAAGGGUGAGACUCAGGCUUUGUACCAGAUAUAACAAAGUUGUUCUUUAAUCUCUGUUCUGAGAAAAUGUCAUUAUUCCUGCUUGUUCUUGUGCUUAUACAGAAUUUCAGUGAGUAAAAUCUGUAUGGAAGGUGGCAUUUUUGAGUGGUUCAGAAGCAGCUGAGGUGCUUAAGGGCACUCCAGCAAACCUUUUAAUGGCCUUCAAAUCCAGCUUGGUACCUUUGUAGCUGUUCAGCUUUUUGUGAUUAUGGGUAAAUUGAAAAAUAUCCUUGAUUUUCUCGGCAGCAGUUGUUUGGUUGUACUUUUGACGAGGGAGGAAAAAAUUAAAAAAUAAAUAAAAAAACCCCUUUCAAUUUGAGCUUUGCCUGUGAGAAAUAAUUGUGAUGCUUUUAGUAAGUAGAAGCAGAUAAUUGGACAGAAUUUUUGGUGCCUAAAGCACAGUUUUUGUCCCAGGUGAGACAAUCCAUGUCUAAUAUUCCAAAUUUCUUGUUCCAUCCCCAGACUCUACCGAGGAGAACACCUUGCACAAGGAGCUGCUGACUUCCCUGCUGAUCCUGGUGCUGGUGGUGAUCAUUUUCGUGGUGCUGGUGGGGUAUUUUUUCAGGUGGGUGUUUUUUUUUGGUUUUUUUUUUUUUUUUUUGGGCUCAGCCCCAUCCUUGGUGCCCUCCCACGGAAGCAGGAGGGAGGCAGAGCCUCGGUGCAGAGCCGUGCCCGCCUGCUCUCCCGCCAGCAUGAACAGAAAGAGCUUCUCUAGAAUUACGUGGUUCAGGAGACACAAGAAAGCUGUGGUGAACUCCGGCGACAAGAAGAUGCCAAAUGGGAUCUUGGAAGAACAAGAACAGCAACGGGUCAUGCUGCUCAGCAGGUCCCCCUCGGGCCCCAAGAAAUAUUUCCCUAUCCCAGUGGAAAACCUGGAGGAGGAAAUCCGGAUACGCUCGGCAGAUGAGGGGAAGCUCUUCAGGGAGGAGUUUAAUUCAUUAACGUCUGGGUAUGUGCAGGGAACGUUUGAAAUGGCAAACAAGGAGGAAAACAGGGAGAAGAAUAGAUAUCCCAACAUCCUGCCAUAUGAUCAUUCCAGAGUGAUUUUGACCCAAAUUGAUGGAGUCCCACCUUCAGACUACAUUAAUGCAUCAUAUAUAGAUGGUUAUAAAGAAAAGAAUAAAUUUAUAGCAGCACAAGGACCCAAGCAGGAAACAGUCAAUGACUUCUGGAGGAUGAUCUGGGAGCAGAAAUCAGCCAUUAUUGUCAUGUUAACCAACCUGAAAGAAAGAAAAGAGGAGAAGUGUUUCCAGUACUGGCCCGACCAGGGCUGCUGGACCUACGGCAGUGUCCGUGUGUCUGUGGAGGAUUGCAUCGUGCUGGUGGAUUACACCAUCCGCAAGUUCUGCGUGCACUCGCUCCACGAGGGAUGCAAGGUUCCAAGGCUGGUCACACAGCUCCACUUCACCAGCUGGCCAGAUUUUGGGGUGCCUUUCACACCUAUUGGCAUGCUGAAAUUCCUGAAAAAAGUCAAAACCUUGAAUCCUGCCCAUGCUGGACCAAUUGUUGUUCACUGUAGUGCUGGCGUGGGGCGCACGGGCACCUUCAUCGUCAUCGAUGCCAUCAUGGACAUGAUGCACGAGGAGCACAAGGUGGAUGUGUUUGAUUUUGUCUCCAGGAUCCGCAACCAGCGGCCCCAGAUGGUUCAGACUGAUAUGCAAUAUUCCUUCAUUUACCAAGCCUUACUCGAGUACUACCUCUACGGUGACACAGAGCUGGAUGUGUCAUCCCUGGAAAAACACCUCCAGACAUCCCACAGUGCAGCACCAAACCUGGUCAAAAUAGGGCUGGAAGAGGAGUUUAAAAAGCUCACCAACGUCCGCAUCAUGAAGGAGAACAUGAGAACUGGCAACCUUCCAGCCAACAUGAAGAAAGCAAGAGUCAUCCAGAUCAUCCCCUAUGAUUUUAACAGAGUGAUUCUGUCCAUGAAGAGAGGGCAGGAGUACACAGACUACAUCAAUGCUUCCUUCAUAGAUGGAUAUAGGCAGAAGGAUUAUUUCAUUGCCACCCAGGGCCCCCUCCCUCACACGGUGGAGGAUUUCUGGAGGAUGGUGUGGGAGUGGAAGUGUCACACCAUCGUGAUGCUCACCGAGGUCCAGGAGAGGGAGCAGGAAAAAUGCUGCCAGUACUGGCCAUCAGAGGGCUCUGUGACUCACGGAGACAUCACGGUGGAAAUAAAGAGUGACAGCCUGAUGGAUGCCAUCAGUGUGAGGGACUUCCUGGUCACAUAUAAUCAGAGCAACCAGGAGAAGCAGAGCAGGCUGGUGAGGCAGUUCCACUUCCACGGGUGGCCGGAGAUCGGGAUUCCUGCCGAGGGGAAGGGCAUGAUCGACCUCAUUGCAGCCGUGCAGAAGCAGCAGCAGCAGACAGGGAACCACCCCAUCACUGUGCACUGCAGUGCUGGAGCAGGGAGAACGGGAACCUUCAUAGCCCUGAGCAACAUCCUGGAGAGGGUGAAGGCUGAGGGGCUCCUGGACGUGUUCCAGGCUGUGAAGAGCUUGAGGCUGCAGAGGCCACACAUGGUGCAAACACUGGAACAGUAUGAAUUCUGCUACAGAGUGGUACAAGAUUUCAUCGACAUCUUUUCAGAUUAUGCUAAUUUCAAAUGA